Messenger RNA from Exophiala aquamarina CBS 119918, 423 nucleotides. RefSeq lists its product as uncharacterized. Bases 1 to 423 code for a protein of 140 amino acids. The transcript is spliced from 3 exons. Lineage: Eukaryota; Fungi; Ascomycota; Eurotiomycetes; Chaetothyriales; Herpotrichiellaceae. The record is from RefSeq and is a predicted model, not a curated record.
AUGCCUCAAACCGCAGGCCCAGAUGGCGAAUACUGGCUUCCUGGAUACCAGCUCUCGCGGCAUAUUGUUCUACGACAGCUACAAUACUUCUUAGGUCCGUCUGCGACCGUAAGGCCAUACUCUCUCCAUGGCCGGGAAGGAUACCUAAUCAAUGGAACACCCUUGACCAAGGAACAAAUCGAAGAUCUUCGACGACAGUCCCAUGAAUAUGAGAGGCAGCAGACUAUCAGAAUGAACGGCAAAGCAGUUGCCGAUGCCGCCGAGCCUGAUAUCAACGAGCCUGUGAUUGUGAAAAUCAGCAGACGAAACAGCCCCGCCUACAGGGAAAGGGACAGGGAUGGAGGCCAGAUGGACAGGGACAGGGACAGGGAGAGAGAUAGAGAUAGAGAUUCAGCAUAUUCCUGGAGCAGAAGGCACCGGUGA